Molecule: messenger RNA, 717 nt
Organism: Ascochyta rabiei
Lineage: Eukaryota; Fungi; Ascomycota; Dothideomycetes; Pleosporales; Didymellaceae
Exons: 3
Coding region: 1-717 (238 amino acids)
Source: RefSeq, a predicted model, not a curated record
AUGCUCCUUACGGCGGCUCUCGGCCUGCUCGCUGGCACGGCCCUCGCAACUCCUGCCCCUGGUGGAUUAAUGAAAACUCCACUUUCACAGCAAGACUUGGCGCUCUUGGGAGCCGGGGUUCUCGCCUUAUUGGCAGAGAACAUGCCAGGCAGGAAUGAUGCCAAACUAUACGGCUUUGCUUCUACACUGACGCAUCCCUGCGGUCCAACGUACGUCGGCACUUAUACGCUUGGUCCAAUCGUCGACUCGGACUAUCACGUGGUGCAAGAUGGGCAUGAUUCGCCCGUAAGCUCGAAUCGGCCGGGCUAUGUUUACGUUUUCGGGACUAAACUCUCGAUUGAGAUCGAUGGGAAUACCGUGAGCUACGAAUAUGGCGCACUGCGUUGGAACAGCACACAACUAUUUCGUCCUGGCGAUGACUUUAGCUGUCUCGCCAGCGGUUGGUCAAAUGCUGUGUCGUGCAACGAAAGUGACUCAAGUGAUCGAAGCCAGGACAUGUUUUGUGUGCUCUGGGACAAAUCAGGCAAACACGGCAAGUCCAGACCUGGAGACACAAACGCCAGCGUUGCGAGCGUUGCUCCUUCGAUCGAGACGCAAUCUGCCGAGGAUCGAUCGAAACAGAUACCCUCUUACCCAUCUGGCUAUCUCGAACCUGGGCCCGUUUCUCCAUCCACAGUUCCCGAGGUUAUGCAUGGCUUGUCCAGACAUGCGUUGUGA